Messenger RNA from Zingiber officinale, 653 nucleotides. Its product is annotated as macrophage migration inhibitory factor homolog. The transcript has 3 exons. Gene Ontology annotation, molecular function: phenylpyruvate tautomerase activity. The coding region runs from base 100 to 447 and encodes 115 amino acids. The record is from RefSeq and is a predicted model, not a curated record. Lineage: Eukaryota; Viridiplantae; Streptophyta; Magnoliopsida; Zingiberales; Zingiberaceae.
GUUCGCUCCUCCCGAUUGCAAUCUCUACUCCUACUCCCCCGACGCACGGUUUUUGGCUCCUCCAGCCCUCGCGAUCGCUGUCCGGCCGCUGGAUUCGCGAUGCCGACCUUGAGCCUCUCCACCAACGUGCCCGUCGACGCCGUGGUCGCCUCCGACAUCCUCAAGGACUGCACCAGAACCGUCGCCAAGAUCCUCGGCAAGCCUGAGUCCUACGUGAUGAUUUUGAUUAAUGGCGGAGUGCCUAUUGCAUUUGGUGGAAGUGAAGAACCAGCUGCCUAUGGCGAAGUUAUAUCAAUAGGAGCUCUAGGGCCCAGCGUGAAUGCCAAGCUAAGUUCUGCACUUUCUGAAAUUCUUGAAGCAAAACUCUCUGUUGAAAGUUCCAGAUUCUACAUCAAGUUCUAUGACGUGCAGGGUUCUUUUUUUGGCUUCAAUGGUUCCACUUUUUGAACUAUGAAUUAUUUUGGUUAGAGAUGGCCAAAAACCCUGAUCUUUGUUAAUGAUGCAUAAGUCGUAACCGCAUAACGUGGUGGUUUGAUUAUUUUAGCUAAUUGCAUUGUCAUCUAAUAUAUGUAUCGGUAACCACUUUGCUACUACAUUCUGUUAUGCUAAUGAGAAUUUAUCUCAGAAUAUAUGAUUUAUCGGUUGGAUGCUCA